GUCGUGCGCUCUGUCUUUGCAGAGCUGGGGCUGGCGUUGAGCUGCCAGAGUUGGUCAUGCCGCCCUGAGACGUGUGGUACGCCCCACAUCAGUGCCAUGCCUGCCCUCUUUGCUCCUCGGAGGGAAUUGGAAAAGAGGUAGCAUUUCGUAUUUCAGUAUGGACCAUUUUGAAGACAUAUCAGAUGGUGAAGUGGAUCAUGCUUUCUUUGACAGUGAUUUUGAAGAAGAGAAAAAGAAAGCUGAAGACAAUGGUGAAUGUAUAGAGAAAGAAAGUACAAAGGCAGCUCUUGCAGGCAUUGAUUUAGUUUCUAAUUCAAAGGAUGCAAAGUGUGGUAAGGAGGAAAGUGAAGAAAAGCAAAUAGAUUUGCAAAAGCAUCAAUCCCCAGAAAAUAGCACAGAUCGUCUUGGAGAUGCUUCAUCUCUCUCAGUUUCUCCAGUUGCAGAGAAUGCAGGUGCAUCUGGAGCGACACCUGCAGCAAAUAAAGGAACACAGGAGAAAACUCCUGCUGGAAUCCCCAAAAUAGUUAAAGAAGGUGAAGAAGACUAUUAUACAGAUGAAGAAGAUAGUAGCGAUGAUGGCAAAAAACAGAGGGUCAGACCAAAGUCAACUAAGCAACCAAACAACAUAAAAAAGGCUAGCAAAAAAUAUACUAAUAUUAGCUCCUCCUCUUCUUCUUCCUCCUCCUCGUCCUCCUCCUCAUCAUCCUCAAGCUCAGAUACAGAUUGUUCUGAUACAGAUUCUGAUAGCUGUUUAUCAGAUUCAUCUCAUUCUUCCCCAAAGAAGAAUGUUUGUAGAAAUGCUCUUUUGUGUCCAAAACAAAAAUUCGAGUCAGCAAUGAAAUUAGCGGAAGGAAAACCAAAGCUUGGUGGGGACUUGGAGGAGUCUGAAGACACAGUGACUGACGUAACACCUUUGUCAACUCCAGACAUCAGUCCUAUCCAGUCUUUUGAACUUGUAGCAUCAAAUGAUAAGAAACUAAAAGUAAAGAGACAGGAAAAUGUGAACCAAGAAUUAUAUGAUUCCGAGUUCGAUCGUAGAUAUAGUCGAAAAGUCUUGCAUGAUGCCAUGGAUCUGAAUCAGCUUUUGAAAGCUUUCUUACAGCUGGAGAAAAAAGAACAAAAACUAACCAUCGAUCAGCCACCUAAAGGAAUAAGGAAAAAUUAUUCUUUCACAAAUGAAGAAGUAAGACAGAUCGAUCGGGAAAACCAAAGGUUGCUGAAAGAACUGUCCAGACAGUCUGCAAAGCCAAGAAGAAGUACCACGUUGAAGAAAACAUCUGUACCGUCUCCUAGAUUGUACCACAGUGCCCUCAACAGGCAAAAAGAGCAGCAAAGAAUUGAAAGAGAAAACCUGGCUUUCCUGAAAAGACUGGAAGCGGUGAAACCAACAGCCGGGAUGAGACGUUCUGAACAGCUGAGGGACUAUCACCGCCAGAUGAGUUAUCUGAGUUCUUCACCUUCUGUAAGAAGGGCUAAAUCUCCUUUCACCCAGCUUAGUCCUCCAAGAGGAACUUCAAGAUUAUCCGCUGUACAAAAUACACUGAGCCAGAGAAACGAAAAGCCCAUGUCUGAUUUAGCCAGUGGGGUAUUACAGAGACCUAAACCCACUAAUGUCCGUGCUGCUUGGUUGUAAGUGUGUUCUUUGCCUCGCGUUCUGAUAUGAUCCUCAGACUUCUAUUUUUAGUGCUUUUGUAAAUUCUAUGUGCAAAAAUAUUUCUGCAUUGUUCAGUGAUUACAAUGCAUUGUGUUUAAUAUAAUUGCUUAUAAAAUGUUUCUAAGUGAACACUUUCCCUUAUUCAGUGUUUUCCAUGAGAGGAAGAACUUAGGAAAGAGAGGAAGAUAUCUAAAUGGACAAAUUAAAUAGAAAUUUAACUAUUAUUUUAUUCUCAGAAGUGGAAUUUGUAUCCGUAACAUGGAAGGACAGAAUUACUGCACUUAUAGGUGCAAGAUGUAAAUAAAAUCUUUAAAAUGUUAAUAAUACUUUAAAUACUGCAUUAAAUUCAUAAGUAUAUGCUUCAUUCCUGUAUUGUCCUUGCUUUUCAUCCUGGCUUUAUGUAAGCCUUCUGAAAUUCGUGGGUCAUGUUCUUGUGACUGAAAGAAUCUUUCACAGCAGUGUGAAGGGGUGCAAAGCAGAUUGUGUAUUCCUGCAUGGUGAGCUAGAAUACUGAGGCUGCAGAAGAUGAUGUUUGCCACUCUUAAACAUUCGACACCUGGAGUAUGUUUUGUACGCAAGGCUGUCUCUUCCAGAAUUAAAAGGAUUUGGGAAGUUGUAUUGGAUCUCGGAAGAUGUAUUAGGACAUUUGUGUAGGAAAGAAGCAUCUGA
Messenger RNA from Manacus vitellinus (golden-collared manakin), 2323 nucleotides. It is a transcript of the gene CFAP97, whose product is annotated as cilia and flagella associated protein 97. The coding region runs from base 158 to 1633 and encodes 491 amino acids. The transcript is spliced from 6 exons. Gene Ontology annotation, biological process: spermatogenesis. Lineage: Eukaryota; Metazoa; Chordata; Aves; Passeriformes; Pipridae. The record is from RefSeq and is a predicted model, not a curated record.